This is a messenger RNA of Tricharina praecox, 528 nucleotides long. RefSeq lists its product as uncharacterized. The transcript has a single exon. The annotation marks the transcript as partial. The record is from RefSeq and is a predicted model, not a curated record. NCBI's taxonomy places the organism in Eukaryota, Fungi, Ascomycota, Pezizomycetes, Pezizales, Pyronemataceae.
CGCAUCUCUUGUGUUCAAACCUCAACCUCGGUUCCUGUCCAUGUGGGUGAGGGCGUUGCAUUGCGUUGGGAGUCGCUUCCUUGCAUUGGAUGAAUGAAUCAUGAUGAUCGUCACGAUUGGCUGCUUCUGGUCCACCUAUUGUAGUGGUCGCCCACGAUGUUGCGCAGCAUCGUCGAGAAUAGAUCUGCGAUCACCUCUUCCUCAGGACCGCGCUCACGAACCGGGUUGGAUUGCUUCGGUCCCACUUCUCCGGCCCGACGUAGCGUUCGCCGAGAAUGUGUUUGAUAGAAAUGUGCCACCGAGGGCUGAGGUUGUGAUGUGCCAUUGUAGUUGUCGUUGUCAAGUAGUGUGAAAUCUACGGGAGGAGUUGCAGACUUAUAGUCGUCGGGAUUGAAACAUCAAACGUUCCAAGAAGUGCAAAGAUAAUCACGGAAUCGGAUGGAAGCUCGAGCAAGUUGAGAUGGUCAAGAUACCUAGUGGAUGCUUGGACUCUGCUCAUAGUGAAGCACAUGAGAGCACUAAAUCGUA